Molecule: messenger RNA, 1836 nt
Organism: Pseudoliparis swirei
Lineage: Eukaryota; Metazoa; Chordata; Actinopteri; Perciformes; Liparidae
Gene: nsfl1c
Product: NSFL1 (p97) cofactor (p47)
Exons: 9
Coding region: 20-1144 (374 amino acids)
Biological process (GO): membrane fusion; nuclear membrane reassembly; proteasome-mediated ubiquitin-dependent protein catabolic process
Cellular component (GO): nucleus; cytosol
Molecular function (GO): ubiquitin binding
Source: RefSeq, a predicted model, not a curated record
GCUGGAGGAGCAAAUCAAAAUGGCGAGCCAAGAGGAGUCUGUUAGGGAGUUUGUCGCCGUUACCGACGUGGACGAGGAGAGGGCCCGGUUCUUCCUGGAGUCCGCCGGCUGGAAUUUACAGCUCGCGCUUGCCAGCUUCUUCGAGGAUGGAGCUGAUGACGACAUAGUGACUCUCCCUCAGCCCGAGCUGACCACGUCGGUGUCCCGGUCCGCUGGGCGAAGCACUCAGCCCAGAGUGACCUCCUUCAGAGAAAUGAUGCACGAGGCAGAGGAGGAGAGCGACGAGGAGGAAGGCCAAAGGUUCUUCGCGGGCGGCUCGGAGCGCAGCGGGCAGCAGAUCGUCGUGCCGCCCAAGAAGAAGAGCUCCAACGAGGUGGUGGAGGACCUGUUCAAGGGGGCGCGGGAACACGGGGCGGUGCCGCUGGACCGGCCCGGCAGAGGCCCGGGGGAGCCCAGCAAAGCCCGAGCCUUCAUCGGUGGAGGCUACCGGCUCGGCGCCGCCCCCGAGGAGGAAUCGGCCUACGUGGCCGGAGAGAGGCACGGCACCAAAAGCCAACAGGAUGUCCAUGUGGUGCUGAAGCUGUGGAAGACGGGCUUCAGUCUGGACAACGGUGAGCUCCGGAUCUACAGCGACCCGGGUAACGCCAACUUCCUCGAGGCGAUCAGACGGGGGGAGAUCCCCCUGGAGCUGAGGCAGCGCUCUCGGGGGGGCCAGGUGAACCUGGACAUGGAGGACCACCGAGACGAGGACUUCUCCAAACCGCGGACGGCCUUCCAGGCCUUCGGGGGCGAAGGGCAGAAGCUGGGAAGUGCCACUCCAGAGUUGACCUCUGCGGCGGCCAGCGCUCAGCAGGACCAGCAGGACAACGAGUCCCAGGCGAGUUCCUUCGUGACGCUCGACUCCUCCCAGCCCGUCACCAACAUCCAGAUCCGAUUGGCCGACGGCGGCCGGCUGGUCCAGAGGUUCAACUACACCCACAGAGUGUCCGAUGUGCGUCAGUUCGUGGUGGGGGCGCGGCCCUCGAUGGCCGCCAGGGAGUUCGUCCUCAUGACCACGUUCCCCAACAAGGAGCUGACGGACGAGAGCCAGACGCUGGAGCAGGCCAAGCUCCUCAACGCCGUCAUCGUGCAGAGGCCAAACUGAGGCCCCGCCCCUCCCCCCUGGUGGUGUGGCUGAGUAACUGCAGCCCUGUGAGACCUGCUGCCACACAGACUUAUGUUUGGACUUCUAAUUUCAGAUUUUUUUUGUGCUUUUCUUUUCUUUUUUCCCUAAAGUGAAACAUAACAUCCGCUCCCCGGUUCACUAAACAGACACUCUUCUUUAUUUUGUUCUCUUUUUAACAAGCUCUCCACUUCCCCCUCUUCUAUUAACCUUAUGUUGGGGCCUUCGGCCAUGUAGACCAGCAGAAUCACGCAGCGGCAGUCAAGCUACAAGUACACGCUGCUGAUGUGCUUUUGUGCAAGUGUCCAUCUGCCUCCACAUAUUCUAUCUGGAGGUGUAACACAUGGGGGGGGGGGUUCUCCAACCUGUAGCCUUACGCUCAUCACCACCUGGCCCUUUGUUCAAAUGAAGAUGGAAUUAUUUUUUUUACACUGCCUUUUUCUCCCCCUCCCUCCCCCCACAGUCUUUACCCACUUGGCCCCACUUAGCAUUUUGAUAUCAUGUGACAUGACGAGCGGCUUCAGUCAAACCAAUGGUUGAGCAGAAGGAACAUUUAGAUUGUAAACACUGGUUUGUAGAAGUUGGAUUCCUGACAUCUUCUAUGCAGCCGGGGGCGACGCGCACCGUGGGACCUCUGGUGAAAUAAAUCCAUUUUAUGGUUCAUGUAUAAAGAA